Molecule: messenger RNA, 1176 nt
Organism: Zingiber officinale
Lineage: Eukaryota; Viridiplantae; Streptophyta; Magnoliopsida; Zingiberales; Zingiberaceae
Product: thioredoxin H4-1-like
Exons: 8
Coding region: 500-928 (142 amino acids)
Source: RefSeq, a predicted model, not a curated record
CGACUUAGCAAUACGUGGUUGUUACAGUGUCGAUCAGUCUGCUCCGAGGAGAACCUGGAGCGGGCUCGAUACUUCGAGUCGUCGGCCUGAAAUAGUGCGCCUCUCUGUGUUCAUAUAUCGCCGCAUGGUUGUUAUCCGUUUACAUGGACGAAUGGGAUAUGAUGGCCAGUUCUACGUAACUUUUGGGUUUGCCUGUUGCGAAUUAAAGACGACUAAUUAGAGAUCGGGAGAUAUUAGAUGGCCUUUGAUAACGUAGCUUAUAGCAGAAAGAAGAAAUGUCUUGGAGUAGCUAAUAUUAGAACUUUUGGAAGAUAUAUCGGUUCACUUUGGAGGGGAAGGGCAAUAACUUGUGCUUGGAAUUUAACGUCCCCUUCCUAUUGAUCGCCAUAAUGGAAUGACUAUGUUGAUGUGACAGAUUGAUAAAGAACAAUAAAGUGGAGACAUUGUGCCCAAGAAGAAGCUGAUAUAAAUUGUUGUUUUGGUUCCUUUCUCAAUUCAAAUGGGAAACUGUGUAAGGAAGAGUGAGGCAGCUAGUGACAUGGAUGAUGAGAUAGACAUGGGAGGUGGCAAUGUGCAUGUAAUAACAAGCAAGGGUAACUGGGAGCAAAAGAUUUCAGAAGCAGAAAAACAAGGCAAGAUUGUUGUAGCAAACUUCAGUGCAUCUUGGUGUGGCCCAUGCAGAGUGAUAGCGCCUUUAUAUGCAGAGUUAUCUGAGAAGUAUCCUUCACUGAUGUUUUUGACCAUAGAUGUUGAUAAACUAAUGGAAUUUAGCUCCUCAUGGGACAUCCGAGCAACUCCAACAUUCUUCUUUCUGAAAGACGGGGAGCUAAUGGAUAAACUUAUCGGUGCUAAUAAACCAGAGCUAGAGAAAAAGAUAGCUACCUUUGCUGAUUCCUCAACUCAGUGCUCCAAGGACACAGCUCUAUGAUGAGAAAGCAUUGAAAACACCAUUGGCAAGGUUCACGCAGGCUGCUUACUACCUUUUAGUACUGGAGAAACUUGUCGAGGCUAUACAUACUGCUAUACAUACUGUAAUUCUUUUGAUGUCUGUGGUGAAUAGACGGUAGUCAUAUUGUAGAAGUGGUGCACGCGUAUUACACUAGGAAAUGGUGGUAUUCGUACCAUUUUGUGUAUGUCAGGAAUUUUAACUUUCUAAGGAAAUGAGGCAUUGAAUUA